This is a messenger RNA of Ostreococcus lucimarinus CCE9901, 3795 nucleotides long. RefSeq lists its product with no specific name. The transcript has a single exon. Bases 1 to 3795 code for a protein of 1264 amino acids. Gene Ontology annotation, cellular component: chromatin; nucleus. Gene Ontology annotation, biological process: DNA repair; mitotic sister chromatid cohesion. The record is from RefSeq and is a predicted model, not a curated record. NCBI's taxonomy places the organism in Eukaryota, Viridiplantae, Chlorophyta, Mamiellophyceae, Mamiellales, Bathycoccaceae.
AUGAUGACGAACGAGAGUAAGAAGGUUCGGGUGUUGACGGCGCUGUGCGUGUCGGAUAUCAUGCGCGUGUGCGCGCCGGAGGCGCCGAUUGCGGGGGAUGAGGCGAUGCGAGACGUGUACGAAUUGUUCUUGGACGCGCUGGGGAGUUUGAAAUCCAUCGAGAGCGAGGAAUUCGAAGCGGCGAAGAGUUUGUUGGUGAACGUGGCGAACAUUGGGCUGUGCGUGCCGAUGUUGGAUUUGGAGUGCGCCGGCGCGGAGACGCUCGUGCGCGAUCUGUUCAAGGUUUUACUGGACGCGGUGAACGCGGCCAACUCGACCACGGUGACGGAAGAAAUCAGCAAGGUGCUAUCGACGAUGAUUGAAGAAAGCUCGGACGAGGACACUCCGGUGCCUUCUGACGUGACGUUUGAGGUGUUGUCGCGGUUGAUUGAUCCCGUGCGCACGGAGAAUCCGGCGUCGUACAUGUUAGCGGGCGAACUCGUUCGAAAGUGCGAGCAUCAGCUGCACACGCCGAUUCAGACGUUUUUGACGCAGGCGAUGCAUGGACUCGUGGAUGAAGACGACGCGCUCGCGUCCUUGAGUAAACGUCACGUGGAUAUCAUCGAAGAAAUCGCGGUAUGCGAUCCCACGGCGCUCGUCACCGUAUGGCCUUCGGUGACGGACGAUUUGCAGGCGGAUGAUUUGAGCACGCGACUGCGAGCGGUGAAGCUCUUCCGUCGAGUGUUCGCGUACGAGGGAUCAACAACGGCCGAGGAUUACCCGCACUUGCUGCUCGAGUUCGUUCGUCGAUUUAACGACAAGGCGGUUGAAGUUCGCGCGGAAAUGAUCAAGUGGAGCUCGAAGUUUUUGAAGACACGCGUCGAUCCAAACGCCGCGCUCACCUCUGUGCCGGCGGCGACCGUCAUGAAGCAACUACGAGAGCGUUUACAUGAUUUCGACGACACGAUUCGUACGGCGUCCAUCAACGCGUUGUGUGACGUGUUAGACAAACCGACUUCGACUGAGAUUUUCCCGCAUGAUCUCGUUCUUGAGAUCGGUGAACGCAUCAAGGACAAGAAAUCGGGGGUGCGAAAGACGGCGCUGAAACGCUUGUGCAUCGCGUACCGCGCGUACGCGCAACGCUGCGCCGAUGACGUGCCGGCUUGGGAAAUGAAACGAUUUGACUGGAUCCCGGGCGCUCUUCUGCGUGCUAUCACGAUUCCAGAUGUGCGCUUACACGUCGUCGAGCCCGUGCUCGCGAUGCUUUUCCCGGCCAAGAUGUCCGCCGACUUGCGCAGCACCUUCUGGCUGCGCGCUUUGAACCUCGCCGACGCGUUCACCGUUCGAUGCUUGAAGCAUUUCUUGCUCGCCAAGUCUCGUAUUCAAGCCGACAUGCGUGAGUACUUGCUCCUUCGUUCGAAACUGAGCAAGAUGAACAAGAAGGAAGGCGACGCUGCGUUGACGAAGAUCGUAGACGCCAUCAAGGUGCACUUUCCGGAUAAGCAAAAGGCGAAAACGGCGAUGAUGGCGUUACAUGCGCAGAAAGAUGGGAAUGUUUUCAGAUGCAUUCAAACUAUGUUGAAUCCGGAGACUUCUUUCGCGAACGCGGUGAAGGCUGAAGAGGACGCCACAAAGCGUGCGAAGUCUAGUUCACAAGCGGUGGAUCAAGAAUUCAUUAAGACACUAUUGUUGAAGAUCCAGUCCGCGCCGUUUGGACGUGAGCACGUGCGCGGCACCCUCAAGGCCGCAUGUAAGGCUACUCGAGCCGCGCAAACGUCAAAGAACACCAGCACCCCUCAAGGAGUUGUCGUCGCACUCGAACACUUGUGCAUUCUCGCUGAAACAUUCCCCAAACUGUUCUCCGGAUGUGGCGAUGAGAUUGACGAAUUACUCGAUGCUAAUGAUCAAUUGACGGUUACAUCUACGUGCAAGGUUGUUUCAGAAGCCGCGGCGGCGCUCAAAGUAACUCCUCGCCGAGGGUCGAUUUGGGAAAAGUUGAAGGUGAAGUGCUCGAGCGGCGAUCGAAAGCAAGCCAAGUUGGCGACGAAGGCGCUCGGUUUGUUACAAAUGGAUCUCGACGAGCGAAUCGAUGCCACUGAUAUCAUCGCUGGAGCGACUGCCGGGCAGUUGAGCGAUGUUUAUCUCCAUAUCGUCGAACUUCUCGCCGAAGACUUGGUCGCCGACUCUGAUCUCCCCGCCGUGCUCGGCGCCGUCGGCAGCAUCGGCACUUUGCACCAGCAAAUCUUCAUGUUACAACUCGCCGAAGUCGAGCAGUACGUGGUCCACACCCUUUUGACGCGUCCACCACCAACGGGCCGCAUCGCCGUCGGUGUCGUGAGCGAUCUCGCGACUUUGCAAGCGUAUGGUUUGAAGGCGCUUGCCAAGGCGGCGGCGCAUCGUUCCGCCGCCGAUACCGUCGAGUCCUCCUUCACUACACGCGUGAUCGAGCUGCUCCAUAGCUAUGCCGAUAUCGACUCUUACAAGAAUGAUGGUAUGUUUGCGGAAUACUCAGGCACAGAUGCUGCGCAUUUGCGAUUCACCGCAUGCAAGGCAAUGCUUGGUAUUUCUCGCAACGCGGCGAUUGGCUUGGUCAAACCCGACGCCUGGAUUUGCGUCUCCAUGUUCUUGCAUCAGUGUGAGUCCGCGACGAUGCGCCGCGAAAUGGUCGCUAAGUUGAAGAGUGGUCUUGUCGUGCGCCCGGGCGAACGAAUGCUCUCCAUGAUGUGGGCAGCGACGCUCGCGCUCGCGCUCGUCGACAAGGACAAGAGCGUGCGCGACUCGGCCAACGAUGUGUUUGCGAACUGGGUCGCGGCUCAACGGCAAAGAUCUGCGGCGAUUGCGGCGCAAGCGGCUACAAAGAAAACCAACGAUGACCCAUCGCAAAAGUUUUUGAUCGUCCACAUGCCCGAGUACGUGCUUGUGUACAUGGUGUUCCUUCUGACGCGCCACCCGCUCGCUCCGAAGACUGCAGAGGAAGGCAUGGAGGAGCGCGGGCAGAAGUGGCGUCAAGUGCAGCUGAUCAUGUCCGCCGCCAUUUCUUCUCUGACGCACGGUACGAAUGGUGAUGCAAUUCCCGUCACGUGCAAGAUGCUACGCCGUUUGAAGACGACGCUCGAUAAGGUGAAUCCGGGCAACUCGGAUUUGAUUUACUCGCUGAGCGAUUUAGCGUUGUUCCUCGUCGUCGAUCAGGCCGGCACGAAGGGCUGGGAUACGAGUAAGUUUCCUGGACACGUGGUGUAUCCGGCACAGCUUUACAAGACGACGCAGUUUAUGGCGAGUGGUCCUCCAGCGAAAGAAGGUGCGCAGCCCGGUCUCGGCGAUUACAGUCACUUGCCACGCGGUUACGUUAUCGUGCGUUCGGUGCCGAUCGCAUCAACGUCGACCACAACCGCCAAGACGAACGCAAAGGCUACUCAGAAACGAUCGCGAAGCAAAUCUUCGUCUGCGGCGACGACGAGCAAGAGUGCGAAGACGCUGAAGCAAACCAAGUUGUCAUUCGCAGCGGGAACUCGAGCGAUGCCCGAGCGCACCGCGCGAAGAGACGCCGUCGUCGACGUCGGCGAUCGCGACAUUGACAAUGAAUUCGAUGAUGAGUACGAAAGUGAAGAUGACUACGACGAAAUUGACGCGAACACGGCGCUUGUCGUUGUGUCGUCGCCGCCGACCUCGCCUGGGCCGUUGUCGGAAAACACCACUGCGCACACGCAAGCUAGAAAACGCAAGGUCGACAAAGCGCCUCGCGCGUCGGACUUGGACGAACCCAUGGUCAGUGCCGUGGACCCCGAGGAAAAACGCUCGAGAAGACGACGAAGAUAA